GAAUCGGUCAACAGUGUUCAUUAACCCGUGAAAUGCUGGCGGGGCGGACAGUGGCUGUGGCGGAGCGGGGCGGCUUUUUUUUUGUAGGAACAAGACUGAGGACGUUUGUUCAGGCAGUUGAAGAAGUUGAUGUGGGCUUGUAGUAAAUAUCUGUGGAAAGUGCUUUGCAAAAAAAGCAGUUGGAAGGACUAAUGGCAACAAAGUGACAAAUUAUGGCUCUAAUGAUUCCACCAGUGAAGCUAAAAUGGUUAGAGCAUCUCAAUAGCUCUUGGAUUACAGAGGACAGCGAAUCCAUUGCCACAAGAGAAGGUGUUUCUAUUUUGUACAGCAAGCUAGUUAGCAGUAAAGAAGUGGUACCACUACCACAGCAGGUGCUCUGCCUUAAGGGACCCCAGUUACCAGAUUUUGAACGUGAGUCCCUCUCCAGCGAUGAACAAGAACACUAUCUGGAUGCUCUCCUUAGUAGCCAGCUGGCUCUGGCGAAGAUGGUUUGCUCCGAUUCCCCAUUUGCAGCAUCCCUUCGGAAACGUUUGUUGGUGUUACAGCGUGUUUUUUAUGCUCUUUCCAACAAAUACCAUGAUAAAGGUAAAGUCAAACAGCAGCAGCAUUCACCUGAAAGCAGUUCUGGAGCAACAGACAUCCAUUCUGUCAGUGAACGUCCAAGAUCUAGUACAGAUGCUCUAAUAGAGAUGGGAGUUCGGACUGGAUUAAGUUUAUUGUUUGCACUAUUACGACAGAGCUGGCUGGUGCCUUCCACAGUACCAGGAUUGAACCUCUGUAAUGAUGUUAUCCAUACAGCAAUAGAUGUGAUAAGCUCAUUGCCACCAUUAUCUUUAGCAAAUGAAAGUAAAAUUCCAGCAAUGGGACUGGACUGCUUGUCCCAAGUGACGACAUUCCUGAAAGGAGUCACGAUGCCAAACUCAGGAGCAGACAUUUUGGGACGGAGAUUAGCUUCAGAGUUACUGCUUGGACUUGCAGCCCAGCGUGGUUCGCUACGGUACCUUCUGGAAUGGAUAGAAAUGGCUUUGGCUGCAUCGGCUGUAGUUAGCACCAUGGAAAAAACGAAACUGUCCGUGAGCCGAGAAGGAAUGAUCAGUCACGACUGUUUCAUGAACAUUCUUAUACAAAUGAGACGUUCUUUGGGUUCAUCAGCUGAUAGGAGUCAGUGGCGAGAACCCACUAGGACACCUGAUGGCUUGUGCUCAUUGUAUGAGGCAGCUCUGUGCCUCUUUGAAGAGGUUUGUCGAAUGGCCUCAGACUACUCAAGGACGUGUGCAAGCCCUGACAGUUUACAGAGUGGUGAUGCUCCUGUGGUGUCAGAGACAUGUGAAGUGUAUGUUUGGGGUAGCAACAGCAGUCAUCAGCUGGUUGAGGGAACACAGGAAAAAAUUCUGCAGCCAAAAUUAGCUUCAAGUUUUGCUGAUGCUCAGACUAUUGAAGCUGGACAGUAUUGCACAUUUGUCAUUUCAUCUGAUGGAUCAGUAAGAGCCUGUGGCAAGGGCAGUUAUGGAAGGCUUGGUCUAGGUGAUUCAAAUAACCAAUCCACCUUGAAAAAGUUAACCUUUGAGCCACAUCGUGCCAUCAAAAAAAUCUCUUCCUCAAAAGGAUCUGAUGGACAUACUCUAGCAUUUACCACAGAGGGAGAAGUUUUCAGCUGGGGUGAUGGUGACUAUGGAAAACUUGGGCAUGGAAACAGUUCAACACAGAAAUAUCCCAAACUUAUUCAGGGACCUUUGCAGGGGAAAGCCGUUGUAUGUGUCUCUGCUGGCUAUAGACACAGUGCAGCCGUUACAGAAGAUGGUGAAUUGUACACCUGGGGUGAAGGAGACUUUGGGAGGUUAGGUCAUGGUGAUAGCAAUAGCCGCAACAUCCCAACUUUGGUAAAGGAUAUAAGCAAUGUAGGAGAGGUUUCUUGUGGAAGUUCACAUACCAUUGCAUUAUCUAAAGAUGGAAGAACAGUGUGGUCUUUUGGAGGAGGUGACAAUGGCAAACUUGGUCAUGGUGACACAAACAGAGUUUAUAAACCCAAAGUUAUUGAAGCCUUGCAAGGAAUGUUUAUUCGGAAAGUUUGUGCUGGGAGCCAGUCUUCACUUGCUUUGACAUCAACAGGACAGGUGUAUGCUUGGGGCUGUGGUGCCUGUCUUGGUUGUGGUUCUUCAGAAGCUACAGCUUUGAGACCCAAACUUAUCGAAGAACUAGCUACCACGAGAAUAGUUGACCUUUCAAUAGGUGACAGCCACUGUUUGGCUCUUUCACAUGAUAAUGAGGUAUAUGCUUGGGGCAAUAAUUCUAUGGGACAGUGUGGUCAGGGAAACUCAACCGGUCCAAUCACCAAACCCAAAAAAGUAAUUGCUUUGGAUGGAGUAGCAUGUCAGCAGAUUUCUGCUGGAACUUCCCACAGCCUAGCUUGGACAGCAUUGCCCAGAGACAGACAAGUUGUGGCUUGGCACAGACCUUACUGUGUGGAUUUAGAAGAAAGCACUUUUUCUCACCUAAGAUCAUUUCUUGAAUGGUACUGUGAUGGAAUCAACAGUGAAGUUCCACCUCUCCCUUUCCCGUCAUCCAGGGAACAUCAUAAUUUUCUUAAGCUUUGUCUCAAGCUGCUGUCUAACCAUCUGGCACUAGCUCUAGCUGGGGGUGUGGCCACCAGCAUCCUUGGGAGACAGGCCAGGCCACUGCGAAAUCUGUUGUUCAGGUUAAUGGAUUCUUCUGUACCAGAUGAAAUCCAAGAGGCUGUUAUAGAGACAUUGUCUGUGGGAGCUACAAUGUUACUUCCACCACUGCGAGAGAGAAUGGAGCUGCUACACUCGCUACUUCCACAGGGCCCUGAUAGAUGGGAAAGCUUAACAAAAGGACAAAGGAUGCAGUUGGAUAUUAUUCUCACUAGCCUACAAGACCACACCCAUGUAGCUUCUUUGCUGGGUUAUAGCUCUCCUCCUGAUGUUGAAGCCUCCUCUACAGGACCAAAUUACAGCAACUUCCCUGAUUCCUCAUUCAGCUCCCAAUCCAGUCAUCCUGAUACGCAUCUAGCAGAAAUCUUGAUGAAGACCCUGCUAAGGAACUUGGGAUUCUAUACUGAUCAGGCUUUUGGAGAACUGGAAAAAAAUAGUGACAAGGAGCUUUCGGGGACAUCAUCAGCUGAAAACAGCCAACCAGCUCACUUGCAUGAACUGCUGUGCUCGCUACAGAAGCAGCUGUUGGCAUAUUGUCACACCAACAGUGUCAGUGAGAGUUCCAGCAGCGUAGCUUUAUUACACAAACAUCUACAGCUCUUACUGCCUCACGCGACUGAAAUUUAUUCCCGUUCUGCAACACUACUGAAAGAAAGCUCCUGGAAUGGGAGUGUCAGGGACAAGCUUCAAGGUGUCCUGUAUGGAUCAGCAGCAGGGAGCAUGCUCUGUCAGAUCAUUAAUUCUCUCCUGUUACUGCCUGUCUCUGUGGCGAGACCAUUGCUGAGCCACCUACUGGAUUUACUGCCAUCCUUGGAUCGCUUAAACCGACUUUUACCAGCUGCAGCACUUUUAGAGGAGCAGGAGCUGCAAUGGCCACUGCAUGGUACUCUUGAAAGUGCUGACCCUGAUGAUUUGGCUAUACCUCAGCCUGCUCAGCCUUGGGUGUGGCUUGUGGAUCUGGAAAGAACUGUUGCACUUCUUGUAGGCCGUUGCCUUGGUGGAAUGCUGCAGGGCCCACCUACGUCAUCUGAGGAACAAGAUACAACUCAUUGGCUAAAAACGCCUCUCUUCAGCAAUGGAUUGGAAAUGGAUCUUCCCCAGCUAGAUAAAUGCAUGAGCUCUCUUCUGGAAGUUGCACUGUCUGGGAAUGAAGAACAGAAACCUUUUGACUAUAGCCUUGGUUCAGAAAAUAUUAUGCUGGUUGACCUGGCUUUGGGAUCUACUAAAGAACCUGUCAACGCUCUUUGGCUCAAAAUGCAGGACUAUGCUGUUAGCAAAGAUUGGGACAGUGCAAUUCUUGGCAAUGAGACCUUGUUGGAUACAGCUUCAAGAUUUGUUCUUGCAGCUCUUUUAAAGCAUACUGGUUUACUGAAUCAAGUUUGUGGUGAAAGCAGAUACCAACCUAGUAAAACUCUUGCAGAAAUAUAUCGUUGUGUUUACAAAGUCCGGAACAGACUGCUAGCAUGUAAAAACAUGGAACUUAUCCAGAACCAGUCACCUUCCAGUGAAAGAAGAUUGUCAGAAAAUCGAGACUCGACAGAUGCUGACCUUCAGGAACGUUCUUUCACUCGUACCAUUGAUGAAGAAGCUGAAAUGGAAGAGCAGGCAGACAGAGAUCGGGAAGAAGAGCACCUGGAACAAGAGGAGGAAGAAAGAGAGCAAGAAGUCAUGACUGCUGGAAAAAUCUUUCAAUGUUUUCUAUCAGCCCGUGAAGUUGCUCGUAGUCGUGAUCGAGAGAGAACGAGCAGCACAUCUGGAAUUGGGAACGGAACUGUUGUCCGACUAGACGAUCCACCGUCUCAGCUCCGGGAAGAGCGGCGAGUCAGCACUGCACUUACAGAAGGGCAGGACCUUUACACAGCAGCAUGCAACUCUGUCAUCCAUCGCUGUGCAUUGUUAAUUCUAGGAGUCACACCAGUCAUACAAGAGUUACACCAAAAAGAUGAAGGACAGAUGGGACAUUCUGGAACUAAUGAAGGACUUGGUUUUAUGACAAGGAGUGAAAGCUUGACAGCAGAGAGCCAUUCUGUGCAAUCAAAUUCAACCUACAAACUGACUAAGUCGCGAAGUGAAUCAGACUUGUCUCAACCCGAAUCGGACGAGGAAGGUUGUGCAUUUAGCUCCAGAAGAAAUGUAGAUGUGGACUUAGAUUUGGCAUCAGUUCAGAGAAAACGAGGACCUCCUUAUAGCCCAACAGACUCACUGAGAGCGACCUGGACACGGCUGAAACACAGCAGAGAUCGGCCCUAUGGUACUUCCCACUGGUACAAUGCAUGCGAUUUUGAUCUGAAUCAAUCCCUUGGAAUCCACACGUUCAUUGAAAACAUUGUUAGUUUUGUGAGUGGAGGUGUGGGAACUUCCCCAGGUUUUAAAGAACCUGAAGAAAACAUGUCCUCCAACCCUCAGGCCAUCCUCAUUGCCAUGGAGCAGCAGCAACUUAGGUCUGAGCUACGUUUGGCAGCACUUCAUCAAAUUCUGGUGUUGCUUUCUGGAAUGGAAGAAAAGGGCAGCCAGUUAACGGGAAGUAAUUGCCCAACUUCAUGGUUCCACUCGGCUUCUUUGCUUACUUCAGUCAGAUUACAAUUCCUGGCGGGAUGCUUUGGCCUGGGCACAGUAGGAAAUGCAGGAAUUAAAGGCGAAAGUGUCCAAUUACAUCAUUAUCAGGAUGGCAUCAGGGCUGCCAAGAGAAACAUUCAGAUGGAUAUCCAAGGUGCUGUUCACAAGAUCUACCAACAACUAUCUGCUACCUUAGAACGGGCUUUGCAAGCAAACAAGCACCACAUUGGAGCUCAACAACGCCUCUUGCUGGUCACAGUUUUUGCACUUAGUGUGCGUUACCAGCCAGUGGAUGUCUCUUUGGCAAUCUCCAGUGGUUUGUUGAAUGUACUAUCCCAGUUGUGUGGUACUGACACUAUGCUAGGACAGCCACUGCAAUUGAUACAAAAGCCAGGUGUUUCACAACUCAGCACAGCUUUGAAGGUUGCCAGCACUCGAUUGCUUCAGAUUCUAGCCAUCACCACAGGAACCUAUGCAGACAAGCUGAACCCUAAGGUUGUUCAGUCUCUCUUAGACCUGCUAUGCAGUCAGCUGAAGAACCUACUCUCUCAGGCUGGCGUGCAGCUGACACCCUUGCAUGGAGAUGGAGAAAACAAAUUAGAUGAGACUGGUGAGACUGAGGAUACCAAAGAUUUAAAAGCGAUUCUUCGAAAGCAACACACAGCAGAGCUGCAGCUGGGGGACUUUCUUGUUUUCCUGAGGAGAGUUGUCUCCUCAAAAGCUAUUCAGUCAAAAAUGGCCUCGCCUAAAUGGACUGAAGUGCUCCUUAAUAUUGCUGCUCAGAAAUAUUUUUCUGGUGUGCCACUGGUUGGGAACCUGAGAACGAGGCUGCUUGCUCUUCACGUUCUAGAAGCAGUGUUGCCUGCCUGUGAGUCCAGUGUAGAUGAUGAUCAAAUGAUACAGGUUGUGGAACGCCUUUUCUUGCUCAUCUCUGAUUGCAUGUGGGAGGCACCAAUUGCUCAGGCAAAACAUAUGAUUCAAAUAAAGGAGAAAGAGCAAGAAAUGAAAUUACAGAAGCAGGGAGAAGUAGAGGAAGAGGAUGAAAAUCUUCCUAUCCAGGAAGUAUCCUUUGACCCUGAGAAAACCCAGUGUUGUGUGGUGGAGAAUGGACAAGUUCUGACCCAUGGUAGUGGUGGAAAGGGCUAUGGUUUGGCAUCAACUGGAAUUGCUUCUGGAUGUUAUCAGUGGAAGUUCUAUAUAGUAAAAGAAAAUCGAGGUAAUGAAGGUACCUGUGUGGGAGUAUCCCGCUGGCCUGUGCAUGAUUUCAACCAUCGGACUACCUCAGACAUGUGGCUGUACAGGGCUUACAGUGGAAAUCUGUACCACAAUGGGGAACAGACACUCACUCUCUUCAGUUUUACUCAAGGAGACUACAUAACAUGUGUGUUGGAUAUGGAGGCCAGGACCAUCUCAUUUGGAAAAAAUGGAGAGGAGCCCAAACUAGCUUUUGAAGAUGUGGAUGCAACGGAAUUAUACCCCUGUGUAAUGUUCUACAGCAGCAACCCUGGUGAAAAGGUUAAAAUCUGUGAAAUGCAGAUGCGAGGCACGCCAAGGGAUCUACUACCUGGCGAUCCUAUCUGUAGUCCUGUAGCCACUGUGCUGGCAGAGGCCACUAUCCAACUCAUCCGUAUUCUGCAUCGUACGGACAAGUGGACCCACUGUAUAAACAAAAAUAUGAUGGAUCGUUUGCAGAAAGUCAAAUCUUGCAUUAAAGAAGUCAGCCACAAAUUAAAAAAGAGUCGCUCUGUGCAAAGCAGAGAGGAACAUGAAAUAAAAGAGGAGGGUAAGGAGGAGGAAAAAGGAAAGCAUAGCAAGCAUGGUUUGGCAGAGCUCACGGAAAUCCAGCUGAGAACCCUGUGCACUGAGGUGUGGCCUGUGCUGGCAGUAAUCGGUGGUGUGGAUACAGGUCUUCGAGUUGGAGGGAGGUGCAUUCACAAGCAGACUGGAAGACAUGCCACUCUUUUAGGUGUGGUCAAGGAAGGGAGCACUUCAGCAAAAGUGCAGUGGGACGAUGCAGAAAUAACAAUAAGCUUCCCUACUUCUUGGUCACCCAGUGACACACCAUUGUAUAAUCUGGAGCCCUGUGACCCACUGCCUUUUGAUGUCUCUCGAUUCCGUGGGUUGACAGCUUCUCUGCUGUUAGACCUUACCUACCUAACUGGCAUUCAUGAAGAUGGAGCCAAACAGAAUGCAAGAAGGCACGAGAAAAAGCAUAGGCAUGAGUCUGAAGACAAAGCAGAGCAGGAGCAGAAACCUGAGGCAGAAGUCCCUAAAGAAACCAUUGAUCAACGAGUGAUAACGCAGUCGUCUGAGGAGACGAAAAGUUUUAUGCAAGGUGGAGCUCCCAGUUCUCGAUCAGAAAAUGACAUUUCAACAUGCACAAUGGAUUCUGUACAUCUCAGUUUAGAUUCUCAACACCAUCUGCUAGAGGGAAAACGAAAAUUUCAUGAGCAUGUACUUCGAAAUCAUGAUUUAGUUCAGUCGGAAAUUCGAGCAGUUCAGUUGUCUUACUUGUGUCUUGGUGCUAUGAAGACACUUAGUGCUCUGCUUAGCUGUAGCAAGUAUGCAGAACUGUUGCUGAUCCCGAAGGUUUUAACUGAGAAUGGCCAUAAUUCAGACUGUGCUGGGUCACCGGUUAUUCAGGAUGAUGUGGAAAUGAGAGCUGCACUCCAGUUUCUGAUGCGCCACAUGGUGAAACGAGCUGUCAUGCGCUCACCAAUUAAGAGAGCAUUGGGACUGUCUGAUCUAGAGCGUGCACAGGCCAUGAUUUAUAAACUGAUUGUGAACUCGCUGCUGGACGAUCAAUUUGGUGGCAAAGUUAAACAAGCAGAUGUCUCCCAGCAGCCUGAAGAAAUGGAUGCUGCAAUGCAGGCACAAACACCUGUUACUACCAGCCCUUCUGCCUCCAGCACCACUUCGUUCAUGAGCAGCUCUCUCGAGGACACCACCACAGCUACCACCCCCGUCACUGACACGGAAACCGUGCCUGCCUCAGAAUCGCCAAGUGUGAUGCCACUCAGCCUUCUACGCCAAAUGUUCUCCAGUUAUCCAACAACCACAUUACUGCCCACUCGACGGGCACAGACCCCACCUGUUUCCUCCUUGCCAACCUCACCUUCAGAAGAGGUGGGGAGACGACAGAGCCUCACUUCACCUGAAUCCCAGCCUACCCGACCAACAAACCGAACAGCCUCUUCUGAUCCUAGUAGCAGACUUUCAACUUCGCCACCGCCACCACCCAUUGCUGUACCUCUUUUGGAAAUGGGUUUUUCACUCAGACAGAUCACAAAGGCCAUGGAAGCCACAGGUGCCAGAGGAGAAGCAGAUGCCCAGAAUAUCACAGUGCUGGCCAUGUGGAUGAUAGAGCACCCAAGCACAGAGGAAGACGAUGAGUCACAGUCUGCAGUCACUUCAGACUCAUGCCAUGGGGCAACUGCUUCAAGCAGCAGUGAUAAGUCCAGAGACCAGGGCUACUUCCAGUCACCUGGAGAAAUACCUGCUGUCGAUGCCACGGAGCUGGAGGAAGGGUUUAGUGAGGGCCCAAAUCGAUUAGAUCAAGAGGAGAAUGGAUCAUCUACCAGUGCACCUUCUUCCAGAAGCCGUUCAACUGUCACUAGGAGACAAAAGUUUGAGCUAGCAGCUCGGACUCUGUUAGCACGUGCAGCAGGUCUGUACCGUUCAGUUCAGGCACAUCGAAACCAAAGCCGGCGAGAGGGGACAUCAAUGCCACAAGACCCAGGUGGCCUCUAUGACUUUAACCUUGAUGAAGAAUUGGAGAUUGACCUGGAUGAUGAAGCCAUGGAAGCCAUGUUUGGUCAGGACUUUGCAAGCGAUAGUGAUAUAUUGGGAAUGUGGAUUCCAGAGGUACUGGACUGGCCAACAUGGCAUGUUUGUGAGUCUGAUGAAAGAGAUGAAGUAGUCAUCUGCGAGCUCUGUGAUGUAAAUGUCGCCCAAUUUAAUCAUCACAUGAAGAGAAACCAUCCAGGCUGUGGGCGCAGUGCCAACCGGCAGGGCUACCGCAGCAAUGGGUCCUAUGUCGAUGGAUGGUUCGGUGGUGAGUGCGGGAGUGGAAAUCCAUAUUACCUCUUAUGUAGCAGCUGUAGGGACAAGUACCUGGCCACGAAGAGCAAGACAAAGGCCCCAAUUUCAGAAAGAUACAAAGGCCAGGCACCAGAUCUGAUAGGCAAGCAGGACAGCAUAUAUGAAGAAGACUGGGACAUGCUAGAUGUUGAUGAGGAUGAGAAGCUGACUGGAGAGGAGGAGUUUGAAUUGUUAGCUGGACCCCUUGGCCUGAAUGAACGUAGAAUUGUACCUGAGCCGGUACAGUUUCCCGACAGCGAUCCACUGGGAGCAUCUGUUGCCAUGGUAACAGCAACCAACAGUAUGGAAGAAACCCUCAUGCAAAUAGGUUGCCUUGGAUCUGUAGAUAAAUGUUCGUCUGGCAGAGUGACACUUGGAGAACAGGCUGCUGCCCUGCUCAACCCACAUGACCGAGUUAUGGCUUUGAGGAGAGUGACUGCAGCAGCACAGGUGCUUCUGGCAAGGACCAUGGUUAUGAGAGCUCUUUCAUUGCUAUCUGUCAGUGGCUCUAGUUGCAGUCUAGCAGCAGGUCUGGAGUCUUUGGGAUUGACUGAUAUCAAGACCCUGGUUCGGUUGAUGUGUUUGGCUGCAGCAGGUAGAGCAGGUCUCUCCCCGAGUCCAGGUACCACUAGCACAUCAGAUCGCCCUCGUGGAGUUCACAGCAAAGUCAACAAGCCAAUUUCCUGCCUGGCCUACCUGAGUACUGCAGUGGGCUGUUUAGCUUCUAAUAGUCCAAGUGCCGCAAAGCUACUAGUCCAGCUCUGUACACAGAACUUGAUCUCAGCAGCAACAGGUAUGAAUCUCACUACCAUAGAUGAUCCCAUUCAGAGAAAGUUUCUACCCAGUUUCCUUAGAGGUAUUGCUGAGGAAAAUAAACUUGUGACAUCUCCAAACUUUGUUGUAACUCAAGCAUUGGUGGCAUUGCUUGCUGACAAGGGAGCUAAACUAAGACCAACCUACGACAAGGCAGAGAUGGAAAGAAGAGGUUUUAUUGCCCAUUUGUAUGCCCAUCCUUCCUAUGAUCCUUCUGCUGUAGGCCCUCUGGAACUGGCUAAUGCCUUAGCAGCUUGCUGCCUCUCAUCUAGGCUGUCUUCCCAGCACAGACAGUGGGCUGCUCAGCAGCUUGUCCGGACUCUUGCAGCACACGAUCGUGACAACCAAAGCAAACCACAGACUUACGCUGAUAUGUCUGGGGAUCUACGGAAAUGUUCAUUCAUGAAGCUUGAAGCGCACCAAAAUAGGGUGAUUACAUGUCAAUGGUGCAAUAAAAAAGGUCUCCUAGCAACAAGUGGCAAUGAUGGGACUGUUAGAGUGUGGAGUGUCACUAAAAAUCAUUACAACUUGCAACAAACAUGUGUCUUCAACAAAUCAGAAAUUAUUUCAGAAGACAUGGGCAACCUGGGUUCUCCUUGUGACCCGAAUUUGUCUCUUAUUUGUUGGAGCAUUAGUGGCAAAUACAUUGCAGCAGCACUAGAAAAAGUGGUGAACAUCUGGCAAGUCACUGGAGGCAAGGGGCUUUUAGACAUACAGCCGCACUGGGUUUCCGCUCUUGCCUGGCCUGAAGAAGGCCCAAUAGCAAGCUGGGCUGGCGACACUUUAGAAGUUCUCCUUGUAGGACGAUUGGAUGGAUCUCUUGGACUCAUUGAGGUAGUGGAUUCAUCCACCAUGCACCGACUUGAACUUGAGCACUGCUACAGAAAAGAUGUUGCUGUAAUGGCCAUUGCUUGGUAUAGUGAAGAUAAACCAUUUGCAGUGGGAUAUGCGGAUGGCAAAAUGCUGAUUGGCACAAAAGAGCCUCUGGAGAAAGGAACUGUUAUAAUUGAUGCAUUCAAGGAAAGUAUCACAUGUAUGAAGUGGGACCCGUUAGGGCUGAUGCUUAUGACUUGUGCCAAAGAAAACACCGUCAAGCUGUGGAGUUGUGUAGCCGGAAACUGGCAUUGUCUACAUAAACUUUCUCAUCCGGCGCUGGUGAAUGAUGUUGCCUGGUGUAGUCAACUAGGAAAAGGUUUCAAGCUGCAGCUUAUGUUGGCCAGUGGAUGUCAGAAUGGCUUGGUGUGUGUCUGGACUGUCCCCCAAGAUAUUUUCAAGGUAUCUCAGUCCACUUCCAGCAGCUCUGAUGAAUGGUGGGAACAGGAAUCCAAGAACCGGGUGAAGAGUGGAUGUAAGAAAGCUGGGGAGGCUGCAUGCAUCUAUCAACUGAAGGGGCACAUCACUCCAGUGCGGACUGUAGCUUUCAGCCCAGAUGGGCUGGUCCUGGUGUCUGGAGGACUUGGUGGACUGAUGAACAUUUGGUCACUAAGGGACGGCAGCGUACUACAAAGUGUGGUGACGGGAUCUGGUGCUAUUCAGAAUACAGCCUGGAUUCCUGAUGUUGGCGUUGCAGCAUGUUCCAAUAGGUCAAAGGAUGUGUUGGUGGUGAACUGCCCAACUGAAUGGAUAACAGCAAACCAUGUUCUGGCAACAUGCAGAACUUCACUGAAAAAACAAGGAGUUAUUGGACUAAACAUGGCACCAUGCAUGAGGACCUUCCUUGAAAGGCUGCCAGUAAUGUUGCAGGAACAAUAUGCAUAUGAAAAGCCUCAUGUUAUAUGUGGAGACCAACUUGUCCAUAGCCCUUACAUGCAGUGUCUAGCUUCCUUAGCUGUAGGCCUUCAACUGGAUCGGCUCUUGUGUAAUCCUCCAGUACCGCCUCAUCAUACUAGCUGUCCCCCUGACCCUGCCAACUGGAACUCCUCUGAGUGGUCCUGGUUGGAAUGUUUUUCCACCACUAUUAAGGCUGCAGAAGCAUUGGCAAAAGGAGGGCCAUUCCCAGAAUGCUUCACUGUUCCAGACCUAGAGCCUGUACCAGAAGAAGAACUGUCUCAUGUGAUGGAUAAUAGUAAAUGGUUUACUGGAAUGGAUGAACAAAUUAUGUCAUGGGCAUCGUCUCGGCCAGAGGACUGGCACCUUGGUGGGAAAUGUGAUGUCUAUCUUUGGGGAGCAGGGCGUCACGGGCAGUUGGCAGAAGCUGGAAGAAAUGUAAUGGUCCCCACUGUUGCACCGUCGUUUUCGCAAGCUCAGCAGGUUAUUUGUGGGCAGAAUUGCACUUUUGUUAUUCAGGCUAAUGGAACAGUGAUGGCAUGUGGAGAAGGUAGCUAUGGUCGACUUGGUCAAGGAAAUUCAGAUGAUCUUCAUGUAUUGACUGUCAUUUCAGCACUACAAGGUUUUGUGGUAACUCAGCUAGUGACUUCCUGUGGAUCUGAUGGUCACUCUAUGGCUCUGACUGAAAGUGGUGAAGUCUUCAGCUGGGGUGAUGGUGAUUAUGGGAAGCUGGGCCACGGUAACAGUGAUCGGCAGCGCAGACCUCGGCAAAUUGAGGCACUGCAAGGAGAGGAGGUUGUUCAGAUGUCCUGUGGUUUUAAGCAUUCAGCAGUCGUUACUGCUGAUGGGAAGUUGUUCACAUUUGGAAAUGGUGAUUAUGGUCGUUUGGGACUAGGUAACACAUCCAACAAAAAGCUGCCCGAGAGAGUAGCAGCAUUAGAAGGCUAUCAAGUUGGACAGGUUGCAUGUGGUUUAAAUCACACUUUAGCUGUCUCUACCGAUGGGAUGAUGGUUUGGGCAUUUGGUGAUGGAGAUUAUGGAAAACUUGGCCUAGGCAACUCAACAGCCAAGUCCUCACCUCAGAAAGUGGAUGUUUUAUGUGGAAUAGGAAUUAAAAAGGUUGCUUGUGGCACCCAGUUUUCUGUUGCCCUGACAAAAGAUGGCCAUGUGUACACCUUUGGCCAAGACCGCCUGAUUGGCUUGCCUGAGGGCCGUGCCCGCAAUCAUAACAGGCCUCAGCUAGUACCUGCUUUGAAUGGAGUCUUUAUUGAGGAUAUAGUUGUGGGUGCUGAGCACACACUGGGCCUUUCCUCACCUGGAGAUGUUUAUGGAUGGGGCAGCAAUUCAGAAGGGCAGCUGGGAUUGGGCCAUACCAAUCAUGUAAGAGAGCCAACUCUAGUCACCGCACUCCAAGGAAAGAACAUUCGGCAGAUUUCAGCAGGCCGUUGCCACAGUGUAGCAUGGACAGCCCCUCCAGUACCACCAAGAGCACCAGGUGUGUCUGUGCCUCUGCAACUAGGUUUGCCAGACUCUAUUCCACCCCAGUACAGCUCAUUAAAGGAAACAAAUAUUGAAACAAUCAGGGCCAGGCUACGUUUGCUGUAUCACUUCUCAGACCUCAUGUACUCUUCCUGGAGGUUACUUAACCUUAGUCCAAACAAUCAGAAUAGUACAUCUCACUAUAAUGCUGGAACAUGGGGAAUAGUCCAGGGACAACUAAGGCCUUUGCUAGCACCAAGAGUGUACACUCUUCCUAUGGUGCGUUCCAUAGGAAAGACAAUGGUGCAAGGCAAAAAUUAUGGCCCCCAGAUCACUGUGAAAAGGAUAUCUACCAGGGGCCGCAAAUGUAAGCCUAUCUUUGUACAGAUUGCUAGACAAGUGGUUAAACUUAACGCAUCAGACUUGCGAUUACCUUCACGUGCUUGGAAGGUGAAACUGGUGGGAGAGGGUGCGGAUGAUGCUGGUGGAGUAUUCGACGACACCAUCACAGAGAUAUGUCAGGAGCUUGAGAUGGGGAUAGUGGACCUUCUCAUUCCUACUCCAAAUGUCACGGCUGAAGUAGGCUAUAACCGAGACAGGUUCCUCCUCAACCCUUCAACUUGUUCAGAUGAGCAUCUAAUGCAGUUCAAGUUUUUGGGAAUUCUUAUGGGUGUUGCCAUUCGUACAAAGAAACCAUUGGAUCUCCACUUAGCACCAAUGGUAUGGAAGCAGCUUUGCUGUAUUCCACUUUCUUUGGAAGAUCUUGAGGAAGUAGACUUGCUUUAUGUACAAACACUUAACAGCAUUCUUCACAUUGAAGAUGGUGGGAUUACGGAGGAGAAUUUCCAUGAGAUGAUACCUCUUGAUUCUUUUGUGGGCCAAAGUGCUGAUGGCAAAAUGGUUCCCAUAAUCCCAGGUGGGAACAGCAUCCCACUCACCUUUUCCAAUAGAAAGGAGUACGUGGACAGGGCAAUCGAGUAUCGGCUACAUGAAAUUGAUCGGCAGGUGGCUGCUGUUCGAGAAGGGAUGUCUUGGAUCAUUCCAGUUCCCCUGCUUUCUCUCCUUACUGCAAAGCAGCUGGAACAAAUGGUUUGUGGACUGCCAGAAAUCUCUGUAGAAGUCCUAAAGAAGGUUGUGCGGUAUCGAGAGGUUGAUGAGCAGCAUCAGUUGACCCAGUGGUUCUGGCAGACAUUAGAGGAAUUCUCCAACGAGGAACGAGUUCUUUUCAUGCGCUUUGUGUCUGGAAGGUCUCGUCUGCCAGCAAACACUGCAGACAUCUCCCAGCGGUUUCAGAUUAUGAAGGUUGAUAGGCCUUAUGACAGCUUGCCUACCUCACAAACCUGCUUCUUCCAGUUGCGGCUGCCCCCAUACUCCAGUCAGGCAGUCAUGGCGGAGCGACUGCGUUAUGCUAUCAACAACUGCAGGUCCAUAGACAUGGACAAUUACAUGCUGUCCCGCAAUGUGGACAAUGCAGAAGGCUCUGAUACAGAUUAUUAAUUCUCUGAACAAAAAUUGCUGCACCAGGGGGCGAUGGUGAGCAAGCCUUCUGGUAUAGUAAGCGUAAGUGACUACUGCAGCUAUAAUGAGGAGCCCAGAAUAUUUUAAUUGUAUAUGUACUUGAAGAAAAAUGAAUGUGAUAAAUGUUAUUGUUUGAUUUUAAUUUCAACUAUAAGCAGGUUUAAAAUAAAACAGUUCUCCUGGUAUUGGUUUUUGUUCACUUUUUGAUAAGUUUGCAUGGAGAUAUUUUGGUGCAUUUUUAAGAGUGGUAUAGACGACCCCUCCCAGAGUUAGGGAGCUAUGAAAUUAAAGUUUAAAAGAAAAUGUACAUUGUGUAUAAUUGUUCAUGAGGGAGAGCAAUUAUACAUAAAUAUUCUUAUAUUUAUUUUUGUUUUAAUUUGAAUUGCCUGUGAGUUUCCUAUCAGAAAUACAUUAAAAAAAUAAAGCGUUAAUUUAAA
This is a messenger RNA of Carcharodon carcharias (great white shark), 15322 nucleotides long. RefSeq names its product HECT and RLD domain containing E3 ubiquitin protein ligase family member 1 (gene herc1). The record is from RefSeq and is a predicted model, not a curated record. The transcript is spliced from 79 exons. Gene Ontology annotation, molecular function: protein binding; ubiquitin-protein transferase activity. NCBI's taxonomy places the organism in Eukaryota, Metazoa, Chordata, Chondrichthyes, Lamniformes, Lamnidae. The coding region runs from base 213 to 14864 and encodes 4883 amino acids.